CGUGCGAGGAAAACAUACAUUAUUUUUUUUUAAUUUUAUAAAAUACCUACUUAAUAAGAAGAACUAAUAAGCAGAACUUUUGUAUUCAUCUAAAGUUACACAUUUGAAAGAAGUCUUGUUUAACGAUUCAGUUCAGUUUACUGCUCGAUCCUAUUGUACGGGUAUAGCUCAACACCAAAGGUGGAUCGCGUGUUAAAUGAGCCAACUCAGAGCUACGGAAUACGCCAGGCGCGGACGCAUAAUGCAGGCUGCCGAGAUCAAGCAAAAAGAAAAUGCUGCCAAGAUCCAGCAAAAAGGCACAAUAGAAUUUGCAUCCGAGAUAACUCACCAGGUUGUAACAUUGUUUCAGAAGGACGGUCAUCAAAUAGAUUCCAGAUUUGUGCGGGACAUCGCAAAUAUUGUAACUUGUGUCCAGAAGAGCAAGUCAGAGGUUUCCACUUCGGAGGAUACCAAUGAAAAACCAAACGUAGCCUGGCCGAGUCAUGGUCAGGAGCAACAGGCAAAAAACAAUAUUAUUGAGUCUUACGCGAACUUUCUCAGCAAAGCAAUCAAGCGAGUCUUCAAUAUUCAGAAAUCCAGCCCUGACGAUCCCCAUUUAAACAUUUUUGGCGGAACCCUUUAUCAUAUGCGCCAAACAUUGGCUCAUAUCAGCCACAUUCUGAUAGACAAAUCUGUUAAAGGGACUUUCACCGACGAGAACAUCGCCUUGCUUGGGAGUAUCUGCAUGUUCCUCAAGGACACUCAAGAAUCGCAACCGUUCUGUAUUGAGUCUGAGGAAGCCGAAGAGCUGGGAAAAACUCUUGAUUACGAAAUUUCAAUGGGCUUUGAAAUAUUAAGAAGGGUGCGCGAGCUUAUAACCGGUUGGAAUAGGUCCAAAGACGGAGCUUCGGGCACCGGAGAGUCGGGCCAGGGGACAGAAGGUCGAAACGGAGCUGGUCGUGGAGGCGACCACCAGGCGGAGGGGUCUAACACAGCCCAGAAAAGACGCAACCAGGAGGAUCAUCCACCUGUGAUCAAGUACCAGCGCGUGGACAACUCCUUUCCCCGCUUCAUAACGAAUGUGCCUGCCGAGGACCAGGUUCAUGCAAGCAAGUCAAUGGCAGGGCGGGAGCGCGAGAAUCAUCAGCAGGGCUCAAAACGGCUGUCAGUCUUCAAUCCGCCGGUAUACACGCAGCACCGUGUGCGCAAUGACGCUCCAUACAUAGCCAAUCCGUUCGACGCGUCUGACGACGAAGAGCCCUCCCAGCCGAGGGGCUUUGCCGGUGCCGCUGGUCCAUCAGCCAGGCCACCGCAGAUGCUCUAUUCGGACGCCGUGCGGCUGGGUCAGAAUGGCUUCGGCGAAGCCCGUGUGAAUGGCCACCCGGGGCGCCGGGCACCAACUCAGGUGGAGAGGAGCAUCCUGACCCACGAGAUGGAGCGCACAGAGCACGAACAAUAUCUGAACCUCAUCAAUACCGUGGCACACAGUGAUUCCGUGGCCAGUCGUUUCGCCAAGCCGAUUGUCCCGCCGCUAGAGCGCAUUAACACCCAACAGCCGAGCUGGAGCUCCAUGUUGCGGGGCAAGCAGCCUCGCCCAUUGCAGCAGCCGCAGCUGCGCGAGAACAGUGUGUCGGAGUACGCCAGAUUGAUCAACAGCGGGGCGGCCCAACAGGGCUCAGUACCGCCUGUACCGCAGCUAAUGCGCAUGGAUAGCUCUCCCGACAUUGCCGGCAGCCAUGCGUCCACCAUUUCUAGUAGCGACGGCAGCAACGAGAGUGGCAGCGAACACUCCAGUAGCAGCUCCAAUUCCUCAGUUACUGCCAUCGAUGACAACUCGCCUGAGAAGAAACACAAACACACCAAUCACAUUGGGUCUGCAAAAUCGCUUCGCACUAAAACCACCAGGCUCUCUGUGACCGAUGCCCUGCAUCGUCGCUUCGCCAGCUGCAUCUACCUCAAAGAUGACUUUGUGGAGCAAUUCAAAGCGAAGACGGCUCGCAUGCGAGAGGAAUCUGAGCACCGUCGGGAACUGGCAGUUGAGGAAGCAAAUCGCAGCACUGAGGAACGCCGUGCGUACGAGUAUAAACUGCGGGAGAACAUAUUCCAGUAUCGUAUCCCCCACAAGCCGAUUUUUGUCAUUGGAGCGCGGGACACACCGGUUGAGAGGAAGGAAACAAAGCUCAUCCCUCUUACUCCGGAUCACUUUAGGCGCUACGAUCAAUUGAUGUAUGGUGGUUCAGAGGAUGAGGUCCUGGUUGUCAAGUUCAACAUGCACAUUCACCGCCGUGAUAUACUCUCGCUCAAGGAUACGGAGUGGUUGAACGACGAGAUCAUCAACUUUUACAUGUGCUUGCUGACCGAUCGCUCAGCGAAGCCAGAACUGCCCAACGUGUAUGCUAUGAACACGUUCUUCGUGCCACGCCUACUGCAGGCCGGCCAUGCGGGCGUAAAGCGCUGGACCCGCAAAGUGGACAUAUUCUCCAAGGACGUGAUCCCAGUACCGGUGCACUGCAACGGCGUUCACUGGUGCAUGGCCAUCAUCCAUUUGCGCAACAAAACCAUCCGCUACUAUGAUUCUAUGGGCAAGCCGAACCAGGCCGUGCUGAACGCCUUAGAGGCCUAUCUCCGCGAGGAGUCGCUGGAUAAGCGUAAACAGCCGUUCGACACCAGCGGCUUUGUGAUCGAGAACGUACCGAAUGUGCCCCAACAGUUGAAUGGAAGCGAUUGCGGCGUCUUCAGCUGCAUGUUUGCUGAGUAUAUAUCGCGUGAUGUACCGAUCACCUUCUCGCAGGCGGAAAUGGAGUAUUUCCGCAGGAAGAUGGUACUCGAAAUAGUCGCCGGGGAGUUGUGGAACUAAUAUGAUCAUGUCGUUCUCCCAAAGCUGUGCCCCUUGCGCCUCACAGCCUCUAAUUCUAGUUUAGCACAGAGUGGAUAUUCAAGUUCUUAAUUUAUUUAUUAGAAAUCUAACAUAAACUUUCCAAGCAAGAAACCGCAUAGAUGCUUCGGUCGACCUGGCAGCAGCAUCAUGCGUAUAAACUUGUUCUCAUCCCAUUUACCUUUUCUAUACAAAAUACAAUCUCGAUCCUUUGUGGUUCGAUUGUACACACGAAUCCAUCAACAAACUACUACUAAAUGUAAAACAUAACGUUCUGAUGCAACAAGGAAGUAUAGGCAUCUGAAUGUAACAGAAACUAGUUUUUCAAUAAAGCGAUAUCAAGUAAAAAGAA
This is a messenger RNA of Drosophila biarmipes, 3206 nucleotides long. RefSeq lists its product as uncharacterized. NCBI's taxonomy places the organism in Eukaryota, Metazoa, Arthropoda, Insecta, Diptera, Drosophilidae. Gene Ontology annotation, molecular function: deSUMOylase activity. The record is from RefSeq and is a predicted model, not a curated record. Gene Ontology annotation, cellular component: nucleus. The coding region runs from base 197 to 2836 and encodes 879 amino acids. The transcript is spliced from 7 exons. Gene Ontology annotation, biological process: protein desumoylation.